This is a messenger RNA of Penaeus monodon (black tiger shrimp), 944 nucleotides long. RefSeq names its product pumilio homolog 3-like. Gene Ontology annotation, cellular component: nucleolus. Gene Ontology annotation, molecular function: mRNA binding. Gene Ontology annotation, biological process: regulation of translation. The record is from RefSeq and is a predicted model, not a curated record. The coding region runs from base 73 to 618 and encodes 181 amino acids. Lineage: Eukaryota; Metazoa; Arthropoda; Malacostraca; Decapoda; Penaeidae. The transcript is spliced from 2 exons.
AACAACACGUGGAGGAGGACAGAGCCCGACACGCUUGGGGUUGAAGUCCGUUUUUGUUUUCUCUUCGCCAUAAUGAUAGGCAGCGGUGACGAUUACAAUGAUGGCUGGGCAUAUAACAAGAAAGUUGACUCUUAUGAGAGCAAUGACGAGAUCAGAAAGUUCCAGAAAUGGAAGAAAGACGAGCAGAAGAACGCAGCUCAAGCUAAGCGUUUUGAAGAUGAGUCUACAGGAGUGAAGAGGAAGGCUGAAGAUGAUGGAGGAAAGCACCAUAAAAAAGAUUGGAAGGCUAUAAAGGCUGAGGCAAAAUUGAAGAAGGAGAAGAGGAAAGAGUGGAAGGGCGGGAGUGAGGCAUAUAUGUUAGGAGUGAGGAGUAAGAAGAUUUGGGAGGAGCUUCGUCAAAGUAACUGCAAGAAGGAAAGGAAAAGUGAAUUGUGUAAGGAGCUUUGGAAUCUAGUGAAAGGAAAGGUGAAGUCACUCAUCUUUUCUCAUGACACAGUGAGGGUCAUUGAAACAUUAAUGGCUGUUGGAGGAGAGCAAUAUCGUACAGAAUUGUUUGAAGAAAUGAAGAAUGACAUCCUUGAAAUGAGCAAGAAUAAGUACUCACGCUUUUUGUUCUGAAGAUUCUUCGUUAUGGCUCUAGGGAUCAAAAAGAUUUCGUUAUAAAUCACUGAAGGGGCAUACUGCCACACUGAUGAAAAACAAAAUUGCUUGUGAUGUUGUGGAAUUAGCGUACAAUGACUAUGCAAAUGCUAGACAGCGUUCUUUGAUGACCCAAGAGUUCUAUGGCCCAAGCUUUCGCUUGUUUCCGAAUGAAGACAUUCGGUGUUUAGAAGAUGCCUUGAACUCAAAUCCUUUAAAGAAAGAGACAAUCCUCAAAGAUCUGCGUAGUGCAUUGCAGCCCAUUGUUGAUAAAGGUGUUUUUACCAAUACAAUGGUGCACACAU